AUGGCCACAUUCCACCCAUUUCCACGACUUCCAGCAGAACUCCGUGAUCAGAUAUGGCAAAUGACGGUGGAGCCUCGCAUGGUUGAAGUGCGCCUCAGGGUCCGAGGGAAAUGGGGUGAGAAGACGUUCAACAAGUUGACUUCGCCUACACCUGUACCAGCACCGCUGCAGACAUGUCGAGAAUCGCGGAACGCUAGACUAUACCAGCGUUGUUUCUCUGAUAUGUCUUGGCGCGGCGGCGCUGCGGAAGACGCAGAACCGCGCUACGUGUGGUUGAACCUGGAUAUCGACAUGGUUUCCAUCGGGUGGAGCCAAUUCGAAGCCUUCAGGCCUGUUGCGCACCUUAUCAAACGCCUGAGAUUUACGCGCGACAACACCGAUGAGUAUUGGGCCCGUGGACGUGAAUCCGAAGAGCUUCACUACUACAAAAACGUGUCGGAAAUCCAUGUCGUGCUUUGCGAAGGCGGCGAAUUUUGGCACUGGCAAGGGGCUGCGCAGGACUACACCUGGCCUUGCGGGAAGUAG
Alternaria arborescens is the source of this 525-nucleotide messenger RNA. RefSeq lists its product as hypothetical. The transcript has a single exon. Bases 1 to 525 code for a protein of 174 amino acids. The record is from RefSeq and is a predicted model, not a curated record. Lineage: Eukaryota; Fungi; Ascomycota; Dothideomycetes; Pleosporales; Pleosporaceae.